Manis pentadactyla (Chinese pangolin) is the source of this 2910-nucleotide messenger RNA. It is a transcript of the gene SP140, whose product is annotated as SP140 nuclear body protein. Lineage: Eukaryota; Metazoa; Chordata; Mammalia; Pholidota; Manidae. The transcript is spliced from 24 exons. Gene Ontology annotation, cellular component: nucleus. The record is from RefSeq and is a predicted model, not a curated record. Gene Ontology annotation, molecular function: DNA-binding transcription factor activity, RNA polymerase II-specific; protein binding; DNA binding. Gene Ontology annotation, biological process: regulation of transcription by RNA polymerase II. The coding region runs from base 342 to 2561 and encodes 739 amino acids.
ACAGGAAGUCUGUGCUUUGCCACGCAGGGAGGGCCAGGCUUCAGAGGAAAGAAAAGUGAAAGUAUUUGAGCUGGUCGAGCAGGAAGCUGAAGGCAGGGUCGCAGCUCCGGAUACUUGUGAGCAGGUGUUCUGGUCACCUCUUGCUCCUCCUGUCUGAUCAGCAUGAUGUCACCAACAAAUCUAUCCAUGUGAUGUCCUAUGUGAUAUCCAGGUGAUCCAGAUCUCUUUGGACUACAUUACAACAAAGGACAGGUGCCACACCUGUUGGCAGACAUUCUCUUCAGAGCUCUGGGAAGGCACAGAGAGAGUGAGUCCAGGCAAGCCUGACCCAAGACUGGCUCAUGGCCCAGCAGGGCCGGGAGGAGAAGGUGGCAGGGGUAGGCAGCGAUGUCAAUGCCAGGAUGUUCACAGGGGACCAGAACCCAGAGGACCAGACCCCAGAGGAGCAGUUUUUCUAUGAGUUCAUUUUCAGCCUGUUUAAAGAAAACAAGGUGGAGAUUGCAAGUGCAAUAACAAAGCCAUUUCCCCUCCUCAUGGGCCUCCGAGACCGUGGCUUCAUCCCUGAGAAGAUGUAUGAACAUUUUCAAGAAGCCUGUAGAAAUCUGGUUCCAGUGGACAGAGUGAUGUACAAUGUUCUCAGUGAACUGGAGAAGACAUUUGACAAGACAGUUUUGGAUGUGCUGUUCAGCAAGGUUAACCUGAGUGCCUAUCCUGAUUUAUUUGAUAUUUACAGAAGCUUCCAAAAGAUGAUUCAUGACAAUUUCUAUUACCAAGCCAUUGAGGAAGGAGAGACAAAGGGGAAGCUUAACUUCCAAUCAAGUCACCAACUAGGUGGCAGCCGGCCUCGAGCUAGAAUGCCAGAGCUUCUCAGUGACGGAUGGCAGACAAGUCUGAGGGACGGACAUUCAUCUCGUAACCCAAAAGGUGCAACAGGAAAUGAAGAAAUGACAAAGGAAUGUGCCCAAGAAUCUGAACAAGCAGGUAUCCGUGGGAUUUCAUUCCCGUCUGCAGAAGGCAGCAAAGCCUGUGAGGAGACCAAUGAUGGAGAAGAGCUCCAGGAAGCUGUGAGCUCCCCACCAACAUGUGGGCCAGUUUCCCGUGCACACCAAGCUCUCCCAGGGACUGAUGGAGGCAAUCCUGAAAAGACACCCAGGCUGCAACCGGGUGGCAGGGGAGUGUCCUGUGGACUUAAAGCUCUACAAACAGAUGAAAAAGGAGAAUCGGAAGAAAUGCCCAAGUUACGACCUCACAAUAAAAGAGCAUCUAGAAAACUAGAAGCUCUCCAGAUGAAGAAAAAACGAAAAUCAGUAAAGCUUACUUCUGGCCUACUACUCUAUGAUGAGCAAGCAGCAGAGCUCUCAGCACGUGGAAAUGAGAAGUGUACCUGCGUUAUGUGCUCCCCAAGAGCUGUGCCAGGAAGUCCAGAACCAAGGGCUGGAAGUAGCCAAGCACAUGACAUGAUGGAUACUGUGGAUCUUGGAAACAACUCUACUCUGGGAAAACUCAAAAAGAGGAAAAGAAGAAAAAAGAAAUGUCAUUCCUGGUCAAGAAAUAAAAGAAAAUGGCAGAAAAACAUACAUGAAAAAGACAAGCGCAGAGCCACUGGCCCACUGGUCUCGAGUGGAAAGAAGGUGAAAACACAUCUACAAGAACUUGUCAAGAUCAAGGAGUCAAGAAAGCACAGAUAUAAAAGUAUGAAUUUUCGCUCUCAAAUACUUCCUGUGACCUGUGGUGAGAUAAAGGGGAUGUUACAUAAGAAGAAAUUGAAACAAGGAAUCUUGGUGAAGUGCAUACAGAGUGAGGAGGGAAGAUGGUUCACCCCCAGGGAAUUUGAAAUCAGAGGAGGCUAUGCAAGAUCUAAGAACUGGAAGAUAAGUGUGCGCUGUGCUGGGAGGCCCCUACGAUGGCUAAUAGAGAAAAGAUUUCUAAAAAGUCCUCCAAGAAAAUAUUACAGGAAAAAAAAGAGCAUACUGGAUUCUCCCAACAACACCUUAGUUGACCCUUAUCUGGGAAACUCCGAUGAGUGUGAGAUGUGCCGGGAUGGAGGAAAGCUGUUCUGCUGUGACACGUGUUCAAGAUCCUUUCAUGAGGAAUGCCACAUCCCAGUGGUGGAAAGCGAGAGGAGCCCGUGGAGCUGCACCUUCUGCAGGAUGAGGGAGGCCUCGGGAGGCCCCCAGUGCCACGAGGAAGCUGAGGUCCUGGCGAGGCCGAUGAGGCCUGGGGAGCAGCUGAAAUGUGAGUUCCUCCUCCUGAAGGUCUAUUACCAUUCAGAGAGCUCCUUUUUUGCGAAGAUUCCAUAUUAUUAUUAUAUGAAAGAGACCUCUCAAAACCUCAAGGAACCCAUGUGGUUGGAUAAAAUCAAGAAGAAGCUAAACAAGCAGGGUUACCCCCAGGUGGAGGGGUUUAUACAGGACAUGCGCCUCAUCUUUCAGAACCACAGGGCGUCUUACAAGUACAAUGACUUUGGCCUAAUGGGAAUUCGACUGGAGACAGAAUUUGAGAAGAAUUUCAAGGAAGUGUUUGCUAUUCAGGAAAUAAAUGAGAAUAGUUCCCUGGAGUAGUGAAUGCUGUUGGCACCCUGGAAAAAUUCCCUUUUGGGGCAGAAUUCUCAUCCUGUGGCUGCAAGGGUUGGCUGUGGGUACAUCCCCCCCCACCACACACACACACCAAGUAUUGUCUUGGGCCAUAUGGAGCCACCCUCACCACACCUGUUUGACCUGGGGUCUGGCCCCAGCCCCAGGAGGAGCCGACCCUGUGGUGGGUUCCUGCCGCUGUGCUGUCCACGGGAUCAGCCUGCAGCUGGUCUCUAGCUGUGACUGUGUCUCGCUUAGCUUUUCCCCCCAUGCCAUACUGCUUCCAUCCUAACACUUUCUCUGGAAGAAACUUUCAUAAUAAAUCACUUUCUCAAGA